UUCCCGGGGAGCUGGAACCCGGCCGGCAAGAAGCAAAGCCCGGCGCUGGGAACACGUGGAGGAGCCGCCAAAGCAGCAGCAGCGCCGCCCCCGGCCCGAGCGAGUCGGCUGCAGGGAGGGACAGGGAGCCGCAGCGAUGGGAGGGCCCCGCGGUGGCUGCCGCUAGAGAGUGUCUCCGAGAUGGCAAGCGUGCUGUCCAGGCGGUUGGGGAAGCGGUCCCUGCUGGGUGCCCGCAUUUCUGCGCCUCCUUUGCUGGGGGACGGGAUGCUGGUGACGGCCCAGGUCCCUCCCUUGCAGCCUUCGGAGCAUAGCAAAGGGUCUUCUCACCUGGCUGCACUGGAGGAUGGCCCCUUCAAAGAGCAUGUGGAAGAGGCUGGCAGUCCAAACCAAAGCUGGCUGGUGCUACAACCAGGCCAAAAGGUUUAUGUCUUCUACAAUGGGCAAGAAAAUGCCGCUUUGGUGGACCACCAUGACCCUGUGAAUAACGAAGUGAAAGUGUUCCUCGUGGAACAAGGGUUUCAUGUCUGCAGGAAAGCCAAGGAAGUGAGGCUGGCCGAGGCCCAGGUAUCGCCUCUCCCAGCCCUGGAGAUGGAGUAUGAGGCUCCCAUGCCGAUGGGCUACAGUGCGGUCCCCGUGGCAAUGGACCACAGUCCGACCACCACAGCAGCCAUGGAAUCUGCGCCAAGAUCAGUUUCUAGGAAUAUCGACGUGCCAAAAAGGAAAUCGGAUGCUGCUGUGGACAUGGAUGAGAUGAUGGCUGCCAUGGUCCUGACCAGCCUGUCCUGUAGCCCUGUGGUGCAGAGCCCCCCUAACAGUGAUGCCAGCAUCCCAGCCUCCCAAGCGGGGUGCGAUGUGUGGAAGGAAAGUGGCGACAUGUCUGACGGGGGGAGCAGUACCACCAGUGGCCACUGGAGCGGCGGCAGCGGCAUCUCCACCCCUUCGCCCCCCCACUCCGAGGCCAGCCCCAAGUACUCGAGCGAGGCCUUCAGUUCCCCUCGGGCGGACGACGGCUUUGAGACGGAUUCGGAUCCUUUUCUCUUUGAGGAGCCUGCUCCCCGGAAAAGAAAGAAUUCGGUGAAGGUGAUGUACAAAUGCCUGUGGCCGGGCUGCGGCAAGGUCCUCCGCUCCAUCGUCGGAAUCAAGAGACACGUGAAGACUCAGCACCUGGGAGACGGCGCCAACUCUGACCAGCGGAAGAGGGAAGAAGACUUCUACUACACCGAAAUGCAAGUGAAGGAGGAGGAGGCGGCAGCGGCGGCAGCCCCGGAGCCUGCAGGAGCCCCGGCCAGCCCCACCUCGGGCUCCCCUCCCAUUGUCAUCCAGCAGGCCCCACCCAAGCCGGAGACCCUCGUUCUGGAUCAAGCUGUCCCCUUGGAGCCCCACCUGCCCCCCAGCGCCCUCAGCCAGUCGGCCCCCAGCUCCUUUUGGCACAUCCAGGCUGACCAUGCAUACCAGGCGUUGCCGUCCAUUCAGAUACCCGUAUCGCCGCACAUAUUCACCAGCAUCAGCUGGGCUGCCGCCACGUCGACCAUCCCCACCCUGUCUCCGGUUCGAAGCCGGUCCCUGAGUUUCAGUGAGCAGCAGCCGCUGCCACCACCCCCUCCACCCAUCCUGAAAUCUCACCUGAUCGUGGCAUCUCCUCCUCGGGCACCCAGUGGGACUAGGAAAGUCCGUGGGGAGGCCAAGAAAUGCCGCAAAGUGUACGGCAUUGAGCACCGGGAUCAGUGGUGCACUGCCUGCCGGUGGAAAAAAGCAUGCCAGCGGUUUCUGGACUGAGCGCACACUCGCACUUUGAAGCAGGAAGGUCCCCAGACACACACACACGCCCCCCUUGCCAUGGGCCGGGAGCAAGGGGCCAGAACGCUUCGGCUUUGCCACAUCAGGGGCUAGUGGCCUUGGAAGUGACUCCUGGAGCUUCGGUGGAGAUUUCGAGAGCCACGCUUUCAUCCUGAGCUCUGUACAGGCUGGGUCUGCCAGUUUUUCUAAUUUUCCAUGUUUUGUGGGGAUGUUUUUUAUACAUUGUUCCUUUUUUAAAAAAACACACAAAAAGCCUCUAUUUGUAAAUAAGAGAGGCAACGUGGGGGAAAGGAGCUCUUGUUUUGAUAUAUCACAUAGACUUCUUUCUUGGGGGGUCCAGGGACCAAAGAACUUUGAACUGUCCCCUCUAUAUGCGGAUAGGGUUUGGGAUCAGGGGUUGCAAUAUGGCGCCUAGGAAUGUCCCUCCCACCUCUCCCAAAUUGCUUGACUAUCUAGGAAGUGCACAACUCAGGCACGAGGGGAGCGGUAGGCGAGUAAAUAACUUGUUGAUGUUUGCGCACCAGCACAGGAACUAGCAGAUUGCACCCCUUGAGUGUGUAUGCGUGCAUGAGUGCAGGCUUUUUAAAAACUGAACAGACACUGUCGGGAAAACAAUCAUAUUUGCAUUAAACAACAAUCAAAUGAGUGCUUGUGGGCUUUUUUAAAAACUGGAAACCACCAUGAAUGUUUGGAAUUUUAAACUAUUUUGCUGACUCCCCCCCCCCGCCCAACUUGCUGUUUGUAGUGGUGGGGAAAGGAAAAUAUUUGAAAUAUUUUAAAAAUAUUUUGCUCCUCCCGCCGACACUGUUGGGGUUGGGGAAGGAAAACCAAAACUUGCUUGAAUUGGCAUGAAAGGUGAAUUCAGUCGAGGGCUUCUGUACAGAGCAGUUUAGGGGUGAUUGACUUGUUGGUGUGUUGCAAGGCACACUUGCCCUGUUGGAGGUGCAGUGGGACCGCCUGGGGGUUUCCCUUGCAACACAUGGUGCCUAUUCUUAUUUUUUGAAGCGGUCUGGUGUAACACUUGGAUCCAUUCCUUGCAUUAUAUGGCAGCACACUAUAGUUUGCCACUGAGUGCACGUUUAACUCUGCAGCUGAUCCUGGCUCCCAGUAUGAUACACAGCCAUUCCACAUGUCUGAACGGAGCAUGCACAUAUUAUUAUUAUUAUUAUUAUUAUUUUUAGGGCUACCUGUAAGGUAUAACAUGUGAAGCAGCCCUGGGGCUGGAGUAGGAAUAUGGCCCUGAGGCACUGCUCUGCUUCUUGGAGUAAGACAGUGUCUUGUUGGUUAGCCCCCGAAAGUCAAAAGGAAAAGGUUUCCAAAAGGAAAAAUGUGCCUGUCUGUGUGUGCACGGCCUAUUUGGCAGCUCCACGGAUGCUCUAAUCACAAGAGGAGCAAAGAAAUCGUGGUGCCAAAUACUAGAGCCAUCGUCGUGGCCCCGAAUGCUUCUUGCUGGCUUUUCCAGGGAAGCCCAAUUGCACCAGCCGUCCAAGCAGGAUGCGACCCAAGAGCUGUGCCCCGGAUCCCUUGCAGUGUGGCAGAGCAGGCCAAAGCACACUUCCACAUCACGAGGGGCGGCUUCUUGGGGUGACCUUUCUUGGCUCUGCUCUUUUGUGAGCUGCUCGAAGAGUCUCUCGCCCUGAGAAAAGAGCUCUCGAGACAUGCAGCCGGACAAGACCGAGGAAGUGUCCUACGAAUGCUGACAGUACCACUGUGAGUUUGGUGUGGAGUUUAACCUCCUUGCUGGACAUGGUAGUGUGCAAAGUAGCCUCAGGUUUUGAAUUUGAGAUGUAAAAUUUCCAGAAGAUCUGAAGCCAUAGGGGGCAAAAGCUCUGAUUGUUUCUCAGAAAAAAACCCCAGACAUUUGGAGGGGGGAGAUGAAAUUAUAUGCAGCUUUCUUAUCAACCCUAAAUGUAUUUGCAUAUCAAAGUGGAACACCUAUGAAAUAUAAAACCAUACCCUUAAUAUUAUUCAAACAAAAACUACAAAUAGAUCCAGUUAGAGAUGGAGCUGUGAGAUGCUUCCCCCUUAGAUACUUAAGUAUAACUUAAUUUUACCAGCUGGCUUUUUUAAUUUUACCAGCUGGGGACACAGAGAAUGAAAUAAAAGUUGAAAAAAGAAACUGUCAACCUUCUAGUAAACAAAAGGAACUCUUUAUUUUCUGAGCUUUGAGGUGGUAUUUUUGCAUACAGAAACAGAAGAAACUCAUAUCUUUAGAGAAAAGACUCAGAAAAUAAACAUGCCUAUAAUAAAGGUGUAUUGUCCAGAUAUGUUUCUGCGCCAUUUGAAAAUAGUAUCCCAGUGUCAUCCUAAGAGUGUUGCUUGUUUAGCAUACCAAAUAAAAUGCAGUCGCAGUGCUAUUACUGCUCACAUUGCUAUCUUUGGCAUCUUGCAUCUAAGAAAUUUGAAUCUAAGGGAGACAUGUGAAUUGGCUGUAACAAUAUUUUUUGAAAGCUCCACUCUAAUUUUACUCUUUAUUCUGCAACAACAACAACAAAAAUCGUAGACACACACACACACCAGUCCAAUGUCCAGUUUUUCCAUUUCAGGACUUGGAAAAGCAGUGUUUGUGUUUUCCUGGCUUCUUUUCUGGGUUUUUACAUGUCUCAUUCCAAAGAGCUCUAACUAUCGUACAGCCUAUAUGCAGUGAGAGGGCCAGAGAUGGGACUUGCCUGCCCUCCCAUUCUGACCACACUUGUCCUGCUUUAGUGAUAAUGCUUGCGUAUGGCAAGUUUACAAAUGUAAUUCUAAUGCAUGUAGGAUUGAAUCAAGUAGUUAUUGCUUUGAUUUUCUGCAGAUUAACAAUUAUGCAGUUUGGCCUAUGCAACACUGGGAUUUUUAGGGCUGCAGUGAUUAAUCCAUUUUUUAAAAUUAAAAACAACAACACGCUUUUGAUUGAUGAAAAAGGUGCCCCCAGUUUUCCCCAGCAUAUUUUAAUUCUUUUUUAAUGCAAGCAUUUAUAAAAACUAAAUAUUAUGGCAAUGCACCAUCUUAAAAGAUGCCGUUACCCCUUUUUUUCUCACAAACAAAAGAAAAAGGCACGCAGCAAAUGUGCACAUCAUCUAAAAGCAGAGAGUGCUCUUUAAAAUUCAGAAUUAUUGCUUUGCUUGCAGGCAAGUGCAUGCACAUUUAAUCAGUCAAUUCAACUGAGUGAGGCUUCAUGCAAAAGUUAUGUCCAACAUGUGGACAUCUGGUGAGCCCAGAGGUGGUCCAGGCUUCUGCAGUUGGUGGGGUGAGUGCAAAUCCCCCCCACGCUCAGCAGUGCCGUAGUUGGACCUCAUUCAAACCAGCCCUUCAAGCAUCAUGGCAGAAGUUUGCACUCAGUCUUGAUAAAAGUGCUAUGCCCCCCAGUUGUGGGUGCAACACUGCUCCAGCAGAAGACCUCAUGGGUGCCAUUGCAUUUGGUGGCUGUCGUCAAGACAGAUACACCCAGCACCGUUUUGUUAAUGAGCCAUCAUUUCGAGCGAUGGGGAAACGGCUCUGUCAAUUCCUAAAGCCAUACUGUGUGGCUGGCUUUGGUUUUCCAAAUCUAAAAUGGCAGCUACAAUUAUCUGUAUUGGGGGUGGCCAACCUGAGGCUGCCCAUUGCAGCUAGGGAUGAUGGGAGCUGUAGUCCAACUACAGCUGGGCAGCAUAAGGCUGACCCCCCCGAUCCAUAUGGUGCAGAGUGUACAACAGAGGUAGUAGUAGCAGUGGUGAUGGUGGUAGAAUAGGGGCAGUUUAGGAAGAGUUUGAACUGUUGGAGAGUCCCCGGUGUGUUGAUAAUCAUGAGCCAUAAACUAAAGACACAAACCUCUCCUUGUGAAAUAGCAACUGAACCAUGUGGCCUGGGGAGUUAUGGAUUCCUUCUAGAAAAAUGUGAGCCCUGUUUUGCUUUAAGGGUACUGGGAUGAGGUUGGGUAGGGCAGUUGAAAAAGGAGUUUAUGUACAUUUUUGGUGCUUGUUGAAAUUGUGGGGUUUUUCGUUUGUUUGUUUUUUGUAUCUUUGUGUAUAAAAUGCAUUGUAUGUUGGAGCUUUGUUUCCCCCCAGCCUGGGCUUUUGUUGAGUUCUAAACUGGUAGAAUCCAAAUGGACCUUGUUAAGCCUUUGACUAGAGGUCAGGUGAAUCGGAAUGCUAAAAUUUGAUCUUGGAUUUCUGCUGUUCGAGUUUUGAAUGUGGAAUUUGGGGCUCUGUGAACACUUCUAUUUAAAAUUUCAUGAGUAUGGGAAGGAUUCUUGGGUCUUCCAGUAAUUGUAAGAUUUUGAUUACAGUGGACAACAUCCAGAUUACAGUUGGUUAUGACCAAGCACCAUUGAAAUCAAUGAGACAAGUUAGUCCUGACUAACUUAAGUCCCAUGAUUUUCGUUGGGGCUUGGUCAUGGCGAAGUUAGUCUGGAUGGUGCCCAUUCCUCAUAAGUAGACCAGAAAAGGUCCAGCAUCCUGUUUCCAGGAUGACGUUGGAAACCUGAUGCGCACCCCCACCCCGAAAUACUGUUUCUUACUAUUGUAAGUUUAGGGGAAAUCAUCAGAUUGCCAAUUGGGACAGAAAUGGCUAUCCUGUCCUUUCCUCCCCAUCCCUGACAUUCAGUGAAUGCUCCUCGUCUCUUCCAUUUCAGUGGGCUGUUGGGGGAUGUUGAGACAGGAACUUCUGGAGCAAAGCCCCGCUUGGCUUGCCCUGCCAGACCCCACUCAGUGCCCUGAAAGAGCAAUAAGGGGCUGGCGAGGUGCCCCUGCGUGUGCCACAAAGGCAGACUCCAAGGGCUUCUAAACCAUCGGGGUUGGCAGCUGGAGGCGCCAGAGCCAGACCUGACCCUCUGAGGAGAGGCAGUGGUCUUCUCCAGACCUCAGGAGAGAGAUGUGUGGACUGGAGCUUACUGGGGGUUGGGCCUCCAGGACUUUCUGGCCACCCAAUUUGCAGAAGCGGCUCGGUCCACUGGCUUCCUUCCCUCCUUAGCACAGCCUUCCCCAUAAAACUAGUUGCGGAAGAGAGGCUCUUGGCUAGAUGCAGGGUCUCCUGGGUUCCGUGGCUUCUUGCUCGGAUUCUUGCUUCCCUCUCUUAGGGAGUAUCCAGCCACGGCCUGUGUAUCCAGCCACGGCCUGGGGAUGAGAGGGAGGCCUGCACAUUUCCCAGCCUGUCCCAUCCGGUGCAGGUACUGUAGGGCUGCUGCCUGCUCAGAGACCUCUUGCAGGUCCACGCCCACGAUGUCACUGGUGGGGUCUGCUCAGGCUGCGAGAGGCCUUGGAUUUAGUCUUUGCUGCAAGUAGCCACUUUGGGAGCAAAGGGCUGCUUGAGUGGUGCAGAGGGAAGGUCCCAGCUCAUGAGCCACACUCCUGGCCUGCAUCGAGGCCCCUUUUGUCUCAUGUUUAAAGAUAAGCUGUUGCUGCCCCGAGAUUCUGGAAUGCACUCCCUGCUGUGAAAUAGCAGCCUCCCCAUCUCCGACAACUUUUUAAAAGUCUCUAAAGACUAAUUCUUUCCACCUGAGCUUUUUAACUGGAUUGUGGUUUUAAAUUGUUUUAAGCUUUUCUGUGUUUUAUAUUGUAAGCCGCCCAGAGACAGAAGUUUGGGGUGGUCUACAAAUUUGGAAAGUAAACAAAAGAGCCGCUUCUGGUCUACUUCCAGGUGAAGGGCAUCUUCUAAAGAUGCAGUCAGCCUCCUCAUGUGUAGGAUGGCACAAAGUGGACCAGGACUUCUCUUCCCAACCCCACCUUUUUGAAUCAACGUUUCUUCCCAAAUGAACAUCUCUAAGUGGUUGCUUCUGUUCCCCAGUCCUCUGGGGCAGCGUGAAGGGAAGGGGGAUCUUCUCCUAGGACCAUGGCAGUCCACAGCUGACUCCACUUCUUCUGAGUGGGUGCUGCAGUGCUCAGUGGGAGAGGAAAGCAGCGUCCCACAAAAGGUGGUCUCCUUGGUCCUAGGCCCUCUCCUGAAAGCGGGCAGGCUGAGGGUGGAACGUGUGUGGGGUGCAGCUUCAGGAUGCCAAGUCAGACUUGCAUAGAUUUGCCCACUUUGUGUUUUGCAGAGGGAGUAAUUUUACAGGGUGGCAAAGGAAGUCCCCUGCCACUAUUUCGACACUAUUUAUUUUCCAAGCCAAGACCCUGGAUGUUCAGUUUUGUCAUCGACUUGCACUGACGCACACCCUUGGCUGAAAAAUAAUAAUGAAUAAUAAUCGUAUAUGUCCCAAAAGGCAACAUUCAGAUUUGAAAAUGUAGCACGUUUUACUGCUGAAUUUCUGCAUUUCAAAGAACUUCUGCUUUCUAUUGUGAUAAACAGUCCCCUAGUUUUGAAGCAGCUGGGGCGGUCCUCAGGUCAGAGCACACACUCUGCCCAUGAGGAAUGACAAGUUCUCUGCCUUGGUUCCCCAGAUGUUCUAGGCUACAGUAGUUGAAGGGCUGAUGGGAGCUUAGUCCAGUAACAUCUAGGGAACCAGGUCAAGAGGUCCUGGUUUAUGGGUUUCCAUUCCUGAUUCAAAACAGUGGAGAUUGAAUGACUUUUGUUUUCUCCUGUUGUGAAAAAGCUCCCUCCUCCUUUUGUGCCCCUGGAACCUCUGGAGGAGAAAUUCACAGUGGAUCAACCCAAUAAGUCUAUGAUUUGCCAGUCACUUUCUCUAUUGACAGAAGCCUGGGUUUUGUGCUGAAACGGAGAAGGCCACAUCCAGACCGGUUAAGCCUGGCCAGGUACCACUGAAAUCCAUGAGACAUGUUAGUCAUGGCUAACUUACUUAAGUCUCAUUAAUUUCAAUGGGAUGCAGUCAUGGCUAACUUGGUCUGGAUUAUGUCCAGAGAGAACUUUAACGUUUGCUUAAAAAGACAAGCACAGAAACAUGAUUAACAAGGGGGGAAAGGGAGAAAUUGUAAAAAGGACUUUGGAAUAAGCAGUCCGGUGUUUGAAGCAUGUGGGGUCUGGUGUUGCCUUGCUGAGCUGUGCGUUGUGGCAUGGUGCGAUUCUGCAGUUAGCGAGUUAUCUAAGGAGCACGUGCCAUUUGGUGAUACAUCGAGGGGACAAGGCAUCACCAAAGAGCUCUGGAUGCUUCCCAGCUUUGCUCAAAUGCCUCGUUCCAAAAUUUAUAGCACUUAAUUUUGGAAAGUGAAAAGAAAAGCUAAUCUUGCAUAGGAAAAUAUAUUUGUUCAGUAUUUUUAAAAGGUCUUGUAUACACGGGAUAAGGAUCCCCUACCCGCUUCCUUUUACACUUCAUUUUGUGAGCUGUGUGGUACAAGUUAGACAGGAGAUUAUAUGUCAGGGGUUUUAUCUGUGUCUUUUAUACCUUGCUUUAGGAAAUCUUUGGUAACAGUCACCCUAUUCCUGUGAAACUGGGAAGGAUGUUGUUUUAGGAAGUAUCUUUUUUUUUUGCCUAUAUACCUAAGGGGUGCAGUCCUGCUCCUCCUAUGCAGAGGGUAGUGUGCCUUAGAUCUCAGAAUGCAGGAGAUGAGAGACCAGGGAAAAGUGAUGAGAGGUGGGAACGGAGUGGAGGUUGCAGCUUGGCAUGGCCUGAUCCUAGUAGCAAUCAGUCCUAAUGAGCCGUGUGUGUGUGUGCCAAUGGGGGAAAUUGGGUUGCUCCUUUACCCUUUGGAUGGCCUGCAGGCUGGCCAUUCAUCAGGUAGAUGUAUGCGGUUAACCAUGCAGCUCUACCUGACAAAUGGCCAGCCUGCAGGCUGCGUGUGUGUGAGUGAGAGAGAGAGAGAGAGAGAGAGAGAGAGAGAGAGAGGAGCAACUCAAGAGCAUAAGAACAGCCCUGCUGGAUUAGGCCCAAGACCCAUCUAGUCCAGCAUCCUGUUUCACACAAGGGCCCACCAGAUGCCUCUGGAAGCCUGCAGGCAAGAGUUGAGGGCAUGCCCUCUCUCCUGCUGUUCCUCCCCUGCAACUGGUAUUUAGAGGCAUCUUGCCUCUUUGGCUGGGGGUGGCCUAUAGCCCUCAGACUAGUAGCCAUUGAUAGAUUUGUCCUCCACGAAUUUAUCUAAGCCCUUCUUAAAGCCAUCCAGGUUGGUGGCCAUCACCAUAUCUUGUGGCAGAGAAUUCCAUAGGUUAAUGAUGAAAAAGUACUUCCUUUUGUCACUCCUAAAUUUCUUGGCAAUCAGUAAAAUUUCUCUCUCUCCACACCAUGCAUAAUUUUAUAAACCACCCCCAACGAAAAAGCCCCAGGUGUUGUAGCCUCGCCUCAUAAGAAAGGUGCUCCAGGCCCCUGAUCAUCUUGGUUGCCCUUUUCUGCACCUUUUCCAUUUUCUAUAAUGUCCUUUUUUAGAUGUGGUGACCAGAAUCGUACGCAGUACUCCAGGUGUGGCCGCACCAUCGUUUAGUCUAAGGGAAUUAUGAUAUUAGUGGUUUUAUUUUCAGGCCCCUUCCUGAUGAUCCCUAGCAUGGAAUUGGCCUUUUUCACAGCUGCCGCUCAUGGAGUCAACACUUCCAUUGAGGAGCUGUCCACCACGACCCAUAGUGCCGCUCUGGCUCAUUAGGACCAGCUGCUAUUGCCAAUUCCUCCGUUCCCUCUUUCUGGCCACUUGGGGGCCCCAAUGCAGGCUAUCCUCUGCAUAGGGGGAGAGGAUUCCACCAUCCCGUGUGAUGGAGGGAGAUCACAUUAACCCGGAUUUCUAUUCAGCGCUAACUUGAUAGAAGCCAGGAGACAUCCGUUCUACCAACUCCUUCCUCAAAAACGUCGGGUUUUUGCGUCUUUGGAAUGUCGAGAGAUCCGUUUAACCCAUAAUUUCUGAGCCGCCAGAUUUGAUGGUCGAUAAUUGAGCCACACAGAGAUUAUCCAUUAUUUCCUCAUAGGAAAUAAACUGAACAGGGAUGGGGGGGGGGUGGAAUUGCCAUUUCCCUCCUCCUGUACCUUCAACAAUUUUUACUCCUCUGAAUUUCCCUCUGUCUUGGUGAGGCAGGAGGGGAAACUGUCCUCCGUGUUUAGGUUGGCUUUCUUUCCCACCCUGAGUUUCCUGUCCCCUUUGAAUGUGGUGGUUCCUCUGCUUCUUCCCACUGGUCUUGCAUAGAACUUGAGCCUUUCUGUAGUGGGAAGAAGGUCCCCGCGUACCCCACCUCCAUGCAUCCCUCCAUGGUCCAGGUUGGAGAAGCCACCUGCCUGAUUACAGCUACCCAAAUUGCAUGCUGCUGAGAGAGCUUUUCUUUUAACCUUUUAAAGAUGCAGGCACAUUUGGUUUCUUUCUAGAACAGAGGUUCCCAACCUGGGGGUGGGGGCACCAGAUGUUGCCGAACUACAACUCCCAUCAGUCCCAGCUGGGGCUGAUGGGAUUUGUAGUUGAGUGACAUCUGGCGCCCCCCCCCCCCAGGUUGGGAACCCCUGUUUUAGAUCAUCACCCAAGCUGCAGAUGCAAACCAUCAUUCUUGCAUCCUGCUCUCUGUUAUCUCGGGGUAAAAGGCUGACUCGUGAGUCUUCACCUGUGUCUUGAAAAUGUAACUUGAGCUGAAGACUCUCGCAUGUACCACUUUUGGCUGAUUUCCUUUUGUGGGGGGCAGUGGGGAGGGCGGGGUUGGAUUUUGUGCACAUGUAUAUAAGAUCUUUUUUACUAGGCACUAACUGGAGGCUGUUUUUUCUAUUCUUGCUAUGCACUGUUAAACUUUGUGUUCGAUGGGAGACUGGAACCCAAAUGGGGAAGACGUAACUACAUUGUGCAGAAAACCAGCACUUUUGACCCCCAUCAGACAUUAUUUAGCCCACUCCAACCCAUUUAAGCCCCUCUUGCAAAAACAGCAAAACAGCUUUCCCACCCCCAGGAGAUUGGCUGUGGGAGAUGCCCAAGGGCUCACAUGUGUGUUUGUAAGUGCGUGUAUGCACAAGUUGUAUGCCCUGUUGUGCACUGCGCGUACACACACACACACACACAGAGCUCAGCCUCUAAGAUGAGCUCAUGUUCUGUUUGCACAGAUGCAAGCCUCUUCCCCUCACAUUCAGUAAAAAUAUGUACUCUGGUGCAGGGGCUUUGGGGGUGGGGAGAAGGAGCAAGGUUCAUCACCAGCAUUUCCCCCUUCUUCAAAAGAGCCACAGAAGGGGGGGGCGGGGGGAGGCAGGGCCAGAGCACCUCACUUUUCCUUCUGCAGUGCUAGCAAAUGAGAAUCACACUAGCCAACCUGGAGGUUCAAGUUACUAGUCCUCUUUAACUUCAGUGUGAUGAGAUCUCCACCAUUAGGUUAAUGCAGCUUAACAGUUUUGUGGGCUUGGUUGCUAGGGAGUGUGGUGGGAGACAAUCCCCUCGAGCACUCUGCUUCCUUAGAUGUUUUGAAUUGGAAGAGUGCAGUGGGGUGGGGUGGGGGGAAGGAGGAGGAAAAGGUUGUAAUUUGCUAACUGCCGCCCUUUGGAAGGUGACACACCAUCAAGUCCAAGUGAGGAGGAAUAUAUCUUAUCGGUGAGUUACUGUCUAAUUGGAGCUUUUCUUUUUGAUUGUCUUCCAAGUAUUAUUUUUUAUUGUAAACAAAAAAAAAUGUGAAAUGUAAUUUUUACAACAGCAAUAUGGAAUAUAUUUUAUAAUAAAAUUAUAUGGCCUGAUAA
This is a messenger RNA of Hemicordylus capensis (graceful crag lizard), 12262 nucleotides long. It is a transcript of the gene ZNF395, whose product is annotated as zinc finger protein 395. Lineage: Eukaryota; Metazoa; Chordata; Lepidosauria; Squamata; Cordylidae. Gene Ontology annotation, biological process: regulation of transcription by RNA polymerase II. The transcript has 10 exons. Gene Ontology annotation, cellular component: nucleus. The coding region runs from base 181 to 1776 and encodes 531 amino acids. Gene Ontology annotation, molecular function: RNA polymerase II cis-regulatory region sequence-specific DNA binding; DNA-binding transcription factor activity. The record is from RefSeq and is a predicted model, not a curated record.